AUGGGCAACAUAACCAAGCGAGGAGGGAGCAGCGCUGUGCUGGCGGGCAAAGCCAACACUGCGGCGCUCCAUGCCAGGCUCUACGAAGCCAUCAUGCGUGAAGACUGCCCAGCCAUCAAGGUGCUGCUGAGAGCUCACCCCGUCAACCAGCCCAUCACCGUCCUGGCCAGCUCCACCAGCUACCGGCUGCUCAUGAACCAGCAGACACAGUCUGUCAUCCCCAUCCAUCUGGCUGCCAAAUACUGCAAAGCCCAGAGCUUGCUUGCUUUGCUAGAAAAUGGUGCUGACCCAGAAGUAAGGGACACGAGAGGCUUCACCACCCUUCACCUGAUGCUCCUGCACUGGCCAGUCACUUCUACCAUGUGGACAAAACCAGGGAACAGGAUCCAAAGGAUCCUGACCGACAACCAGAACAACGCUGUGAUGUGUCUCCGCAUUCUGUGUGAACACGGAGCUCGGGUUAACGCACAAGUGGACAACAGCAACAAACAUUCGCCGCUCCACCUGGCCAUAACCUACGGGACCCAUCCGGUUCUCUCCAUCUUGGCCCAAAAUGGUGCCCAAGUCGAUGCUAUCAACGAGUCCAGCAUGACACCCCUUCACAUGGCCGCAGACACACUGAACAAAGAGAUGGUGGAGACGCUAAUUGCCUGUGGAGCGAGUGUUAACUGCGCCAUCUCUUCCACGGGGAGCACGGCCCUUAAGCUGGCAGUGUGCACCGCCUCAGGCAAAGCGGGCAGGCUGCUGGCAGCAGGUGUGAGCUGCAUCCGUCUGCUGCUCAUUCACGGGGCCAAAGUCAAUGCCCAGGACCACGAAGGCCAAGCAGCUAUCCAUGAGGCGUGUUUUGGAGGCAGAGAGGCAAUCAUCAAUCUCCUGCUUGAAUUUGAAGCAAACGUGAAUGUUUUAACAAGAAACGGGGAAUCGCCCAUUUACAUGUACCUUCAGCGUAGUUCCAAUAUAAGAGACUCGGCCCUUCUUGCCAGGCUACUGUGUCACUCCUACCCUUUGAGACUGACCAAUAACCAGGGAAUUCUCCCUGCGGGAAUCAUGCUCCCAGAAUUCUACCGCCUAAGGGAAACUCUCAUAAAGUUGUCUCAAAAACCUUUAUCCCUAGAGGAUAUCUGUAAAAGAAAUAUCAGAAAUCUUUAUGGCGAGAAAUACAAACAGCAAUUGAAACAACUUCUCCCGGUGAAGAUACGGAGUUCUGUGUAUGGCUACUAUGACACAGCUUACCUCUUGAAAUAACCUCAGAGUUUCACGGUGCCACAGAAUUUCAUAAUGUCAGUGC
Molecule: messenger RNA, 1288 nt
Organism: Choloepus didactylus (southern two-toed sloth)
Lineage: Eukaryota; Metazoa; Chordata; Mammalia; Pilosa; Megalonychidae
Gene: ANKRD61
Product: ankyrin repeat domain 61
Exons: 3
Coding region: 1-1245 (414 amino acids)
Molecular function (GO): protein binding
Source: RefSeq, a predicted model, not a curated record